Molecule: messenger RNA, 4175 nt
Organism: Podarcis raffonei (Aeolian wall lizard)
Lineage: Eukaryota; Metazoa; Chordata; Lepidosauria; Squamata; Lacertidae
Gene: DISC1
Product: DISC1 scaffold protein
Exons: 13
Coding region: 729-3218 (829 amino acids)
Biological process (GO): cilium assembly; neuron migration
Cellular component (GO): mitochondrion; intermediate filament cytoskeleton; microtubule
Molecular function (GO): protein binding
Source: RefSeq, a predicted model, not a curated record
UAAGAGUAAUGUGAAUAACAGGAAGCAACUUGCCAGCUGGUGUUCCUCCUGUUUCCAAAAGUGUGCGGUGUCGCUGCUUUCUGAAUAUGCACUUCUCUACUGUAGUGUGCCAUUUAAAGACAUGUUCAAGGAGACUGAAAGCAGCAAAGGAUUUUUCAGUCUUACAAGAAGCUAUCAUUUAAUGAUAUAUCACAGCAAUGGUAUAUAUUGCUUUUAAAUUUUGCACUCUGUGUAUGUGGGUGUUUUUAAAUGAACAGGUGGUAUUUCAGCCUUUGUAACCUUGCUUUGUGCAGCAAGGUGAUGCAGAUUUGAAAAACAAACAAACAAAUAUUAAUCAGUUCAUUUUAUGACUUGACUUGCUGUAGUUUAGUGCCUCCUUGCUUCACUGGGUGGUGCCAUCCUUGAAGGCUUAUGAAGGUAUAUUUGAAGGCUUUGCAAAACUGUGAAAUUGAUAGGUGUAUUCUCUUUAAAAGCAACAAACACAUAUUCAAAUGGGCUGUCCUUUCCUGCCAUAGUUCUGCUAUGAGGGAGGAGAAAGAUGGGAGAAAGCAUGUAUUUUCUUUUGUAUUCUCUCACUCGCUGUUUCUUAUAGUUGCAUACCCUCCAACAGUUCUCUGAUGAAAAUAGGGGCAUCCUAGUUGUUGGUUCCAGACUGACAAGAGGUCCAGGAUGGCUCACUGCCUGCGGGCUCUUUUCACAAAAAGAGGGUGGUGAAGAGGCCAGGAUACAUGAGAACAGAAUUGCUGCAGCAGAUAGGAUUUCAGCCUCUUUCUGACUGUGAACCCUUCAGCCCCAAAGGGCUUGAGCAUAAUGGCAGAAAACACUACAGAGAAUUUAAAAAUUGCUUUCUGAAGAGGCGAUGCAAAAAUGAUACAUUACAUUGUAAUGCUUGUGUAAACAGUCCCUCGGUUUCCCCAGAUGUGGCAACUGGAUCGCCUACUGCUGGAAAUAAAGCCGACAGUCUCAGACCCCUGGCUGAUUUCAGAGUGCAGCAAUCAGAAGAUCUAAUUCAACCAGUUUGUCCUGUGGUUGCCAUCUAUAAAAGAGAUCUGUUGCCUGCAUCCAGCUCAUCCUCACAGCAGACUAAUUUGCUUGACUCUGUGAAGGAGACUGCUUUUGCUGGUGGAACACAGGAGAAGGAAAGAAUGCAUGCUUUGGAUCAGAAGGAAGAGAACAACAACCAGGAAUCUGAAAGCAAGGACAUGCCUUGUACCUCUUUCAGUCCUCAGGAUCACUUUAAUUCAAGUUUUAGCUUCAUACAGCUCUCGCUAAAUUCAGCUUGUGAAACAAAUGGCAUUGGAGGCCCAGUAUAUUGUAGAGAGCCUAAAGAAGCUUGGCAAACAUGCAAAACAGGAAGAGCAGAAAACGUUACUUUGCAUGUACCUUGGGAGGGACAAAGAACUUCAGGGAAAGAACUGUGGGCUUCAUCCAUCUCUCUGUGUAGCAAAGACCACAAGUGCCCAAGGGGGACUGCAGAAGAUGAUAAAGUGCAGGAUUGUGAAUCACACUCACUUUCACAUUCACAUGCUGCAUUUUCCUGUUCAACUGAGUCUUUGGAAGCAGCAUCUGCUGGUUCUUCUGUGACCUCAGGCUAUGAAAGUAGUAACACUGUUAGCGAUCACAGCUGGGAUUCCCUGAUGAAGAAAUAUGAGCCAGUGCUACAGGACUGCUUGCUGGGCAACCAAAGUAUAUUAAAGAUAAAAUCCUUAAUAAGAAAGCUUCAAAGACUUCAAGCGAAGGCAGUAGCUGAGGAUGAUUAUGAGAGGGCUGAUAAAUUUAGAAGAAAACUUGAAGAGCUGGAGAAAGAGAAAAGUGCACUAAAAUUUCAGCUUCCUUCACAACAUCCUUCAAUUAGCAGUUUUUUGGAGAGAUUUAAAGCACAGGUUCAAGUGGCAUUGUAUGGGGAAGUUCCUAGAGAAGAAAAACAGCUGUUGCAGAGAUGUGAACAGAAGAUUUUAAAUUUUCCUCACCAUGGAAGACUACUAAUUUCAGCCACAAAACGAGAUCAGCUGCUUGAAGAAAAGGCAUUGAUACAGAAAGAAAUUGAAAUCCUUAGAGCAAGGCUGGCUGUUCUAGAAGCUAAAGAUCAACAGCUAAGGAGAGAAAUUCAAGACCAAGAUCAGUUCAUUCAGAUGCAGGACUGUGAAUUGUCUACCUUGCUUAGCUGGGUAUCGCUUGGAGAGCUGCAAGAAAUAGGCGAAGCCUUGACUGAAACUUCAAAGGCAUCACAGAAUAUUCCGUGCACUUUGGAUUUACCAGAGUCCCUUAAAAGGCUUCAAGAAAAAGAGCAAUCGCUCAAUAUGUCCAUUAAACAUACAGCUGCCAGAGUGUGUACCAGUCAGAAGCUGUGCAGCACUUUAAGGAGGAAAGUGAAUGAUAUUGAGACUCAACUACCCACUCUUCUUGAAGCCAAAAUGCUUGCUGUUUCAGGAGGUAAUUUCUGUACGGCUAGAGACCUUGUAGAAGAAAUUAAGUCGUUAACAGCUGAAAGAGAGCGACUGGAGGGACUUCUCAACGAAUGGUUCACGCUGAGUGCCAAAAAUGUCCAAAAAUUAGAGAGAAUGAAAGAAGGUUACAAGAGACUGAAGGAAGAAAUGGCGCAAGGGGAGUCUGCUUUUGAGAAGAAGUUGAAGGAAGAUAUUCUCAGGUACAUGGAAGUGCUGGAGGAAAAACUGCAAAGCUGUGGGAGCCAGCUUCUUGAAAGAGUGUGGGAAGUUGACUUAGAGGCCUGUCAACUGUUGAUCCGAGGGUUUCAGCUGAAAGAAGGUGGUUGUUGUGUUUCCGAGGGAGAAGAGAGCCAAACAGAUGAAGUGGAGGAUACUGCCGAUGCCUCUUUGAGCACCAACCAGGAACAAUCAAAACACUUUCCAGUUCAAGAUUCCAAGUGGAGUACUCUCCAGUGCCCUGUUAUCCAAAGCAAACACCAGAGUACACACUGGGAACUGAAAGAGGAAUUUCAUAUACUUACAGCAGAACUUGACGACAAAUGUGAAAAAAUAAGUGAGAAGCUGAUGCACCUGGAAGAUCAACUUCAAACAGCGCUCUGCGGCUGUGAUGAAGACCUUGUUCAGUCUCUACAGAGAGAGAUCCAGAUGGUGAAGGAAACUCUCCAGGCCAUGUUGGUGCAGCUCCAGCCAGCUAAGAAGGCAGAGGAAGAUGCUGCUGUCGACUUCCUUGGUGGCAGCUGGUGUCCGGGAAAGGAAGGCUUAGAGGAAUAAUGAGCAGGAAGACUCGGCGGGGCGGGCAGGGGGAGAGAGCUUCAUUCAAAAGGGUUGCUUUCAAGAGCUGAAUACUGUCUUAGGAGGCCUCAAGGAUUCUUCCCAUCUCUGCGUAACUAAUAACAACUAAAUCAAUUAUUGGAUAUGGGGAGGGGGAGACCCUGAAUGACUUGCCUAACAAGUAUUGUAACUUGCAUGUUCACUGGGUCAGAUCUGGAAACAGUUUUUGAAGCCUUGUGUCCCAUGCACUCUUUGAUGUGACAGCUCCAAACUGAUGUGUCUGAACAGAUGCACCAAGGGUGAGACUUAUGCAGCAAAGCUGUAGCAAUCUGCUUGUGCACUCCUUUCUAGUUUUGCCCAUACCUGACAAUGUAAUGUGGAGAUCUGCGCGUUCAGAAGUCACAAGUGCCUGUUCUAAAGAGCAGCGGCUGUUGCAAGUGGCUAGCCUUAAUUGCGUUGCCAGUGAUACAACAUGUUGCUGUUCAGUGAUGGCCUUUUUGUUCAGAGGUGGGGAAGCUAUUGCUGGCCGUUGGACUCUGAUUCCCAUCAGCCCUAGGCAGCAUGGCCAGUGAUCCCGGAUAGCGUGAGUGAGGUUCGACAACAUCUGGAGGACUGAAGGUUCCUGCCCCGCCCCCAGUUUAGGGACAGGGUUGCAUUGGGGGUGUGGUGUGCACUCCAGUAUGUGAAAGCAGGAAUACCAAACCCAGCAAACGAAGAAUGCCAGAUACCCUAAAUGUCAGGACUCCUCAAAACGAUGUGCACAAAGGGAUGGCUUUUGCCACACAUGCAUCCAAUUUGGUGUCUGAGACACUUGCACAACCACUCAACCAGGGACCACUUAUUACCAUAGUAGUUUAAAGGAGAGUGAUGGGUAUUAUUACAUUUUCCAAGCAAUACAACACUGCAGCUGCUGGGAUGCAGUCCAAAUGUGAUUGCACAUGAAUGGAUUUGCUAUGU